Messenger RNA from Paramuricea clavata, 2792 nucleotides. The record is from the annotation of a GenBank genome assembly. Lineage: Eukaryota; Metazoa; Cnidaria; Anthozoa; Malacalcyonacea; Plexauridae.
AGCCAAUUGUAACUUUGACAAUGGAGAUACCUGCAGUUAUCAAAAUGGUGCUGGACAAUUUAAUUGGGCGGUUAAUAGAGGUCCAACAACCAGUAGUGGGACAGGACCAAGUUCUGACGUCAGCGGCAGAGGUAAACUGUUUAAUAAAAUUUAGGCUUUAGAAACAGUGAAGGAUAUGAUUAAGGUUACGACAGGUUUCUUUAGUAUUUGGUUUGGACAUUUACCACCUCAUUAAUAUGUAAAAGCGCGAAAUAGGCGUGUACUGAGAUCGAGGCCUAGGGACUAGGCUCAUUUACCGCGUACAUCGCAAUUAGGUCUGGGUAGGAUCUUAACAAUAACUUAUUCUAUUGUGAACACUAAAAAUAACGUCGUUAGAUUUUUAAACACGACUAGUAUGCAGAUUAGUGUCACCGAAAGAAGCAUGAAUUCUAGAUACCGUCGCCGCUCAGAUUCACGUUACAAGAUGACUACCUUGAAAAAAUGGGCAACAUGGCUGGAUAUUUAAUGUAGCGCGAUUUCAGUUGAUUCAAGUUCAACUUUGUGUAGUUACAGUUAAUUUUGUUUGGUCAAUGAAAGCAUUUUUACAGGUUUUUAUCUGUACAUCGAAACUUCAAGUCCACGACAGUUUGGUGAUAAAGCUACAAUUCUGACACCUUACUUGAACGGCCCACAAUGCAUGAAAUUUUAUUACCAUAUGUACGGUGGUGAUAUUGAAGUACUGAACAUCUAUGCGAAUAACCAAACGAUAUUCUCAAGAGCGGGAAAUCAAGGAAACCGAUGGGUGGGUGUGGAAACGCCGAUCUUACAGUUUGGAAGAUAUAUGGUGAGUAAAGAAAGCAGCAUUUCCAUAUACACAGACAAUGGCACAAUAUUUGAGGCUUUUUUGACCGAUUUCAUUUCAAAACGGGGGGGGGGAAGGAGGCCCUGAGGAAACCUCGGUUCGAACCUUGGACCCUUGGUCAUUCUUUUCUUGGGUUUGAAUCCAUAAUAUAGGUUUGCACCUAACCCGAAAGGAUAUAUAGUCCAAUGCUCUAUUUGCCCACAAAAUUCGUUAUAACUUUUUUGAAGAGCCAAAAACAAACUGAUUAUUCAAUUUCUUGUAUAAAUAUUUAAGGUUAAGUUUGAAGGUGUUCGCGGUCGUAGUUUUCAAGGUGACAUUGCAAUCGAUGCAAUCAGCUUCACUCCAGGAAAUUGCUCAUUCCAAACACCAACACCAUCAACAUCUCGACCAACAAACCCUCCAACAGCAUCAACAAACCCUCCGACACAAGCAGGUACUGCAGUGGUCUACCACUUUUACCAAUUUUUAGUUAAAUACAACCAAGUGAUUUUGUAUACCAAUAAUCAUCGCAAUCCGAGUUGUGUUCCGCUGCCCUUUGUCCGACUUAUUGCGACGUGUAAUGUUGCUUAUGGCAGGAACUGUUUGGCUCGUUGCCCUUCUGUCUUUUCUAGGUCCAUAUAACGGUUUACUACGAUAUUUAAUACGUCGUGCAUGACAUCACAUGAACGAAUUUCACUCUACCCUUUUCUGUCCGAGGUUCUAUUCCAGCUUAUUACAAUGCGAAAUACAUCUACAGGGUGUAUUAAAGAAGACCUUUAGAAAUUAACUUUAUUGUUAUAAUUCGAAUGCUAUAAGCACUACGCUGAACACAUCCUCGUACCCAGAGUGCCCUGAACACAAAAGUGCGAAACACAAUUGAUUGAAUUUUUACUUACCAGGAGCAAAAUAUAUUGUACUGAACAACAAUACAUUAAUUUCUUAGGCAAUGCGCAUAACUGUUCUUUUACGUUUCCAACGACACUUUGCUGACAUAUAAGAACAUUCACUAUAAUUAUUGGUACAUAGCCCAAUAGGUAUUGUCGCAAGAAUGUUGCGAGUAUUUUGCUUUUAUCUUAAUUCCAACUUCCUACAACGAUUUCCAAUAGAUCUUGAUAAGGAUGUGCAUGUCACAUUAUCCUUUUAUCUUUCCAAGAUCCUUAUAUCAACCUACAGUAAUGUGCUUCAUUGUUUCGAAUUCUUAAAUCUUUCCAAGUUUCCGAUACCGACUUUUUAUGACGUCCAAUAUCUCGACCAGAAUGUGCAUCUUUCCAAGGUCGCUAUACCGACUUGUCACGGCGUCCAAUUUCUCUUGGCAAAUAUUGACAAAAAUAUACCUUACUCAUGUCCUCUUACCUUAGCAAGGUUAUGUAUUAGACGGACUUAUCACGACGUCCAAUAUUUCUUGACAAGAAUGUGGCUUAUUCGUCUUUUGUCUUUCUAACGUGUCUAUAUACACACUUUUGUCUUUCUAACGUGUCUAUAUGACGUAUUACGACGUCAAACGCAUCGUAACGACAGUGUAUGUGCAUUUUUUGCCCUUUUAUCUUUCAAAGGUCUCGCCUUAAUAUUAUGUCCAAUACCUCUAGACAACAAUGUACCAUAUUAACAGCCCAGUUUCUAGGACCCCUUUAAUGAUUUAUUUACGACACUUUUAAGCCAAGCAUUUCUUAUGGAAACUAUUUUCUACUCUCCUAUAGGGAGAUGUAACUUUGAUCAAGGUGACCUGUGUUCCUUCACAAAUGGUGCCAAUGAUGAUUUUGACUGGACAGUUCAUAGUGGAAGUACAUCAAGUCUUAACACAGGACCUUCGCGAGAUGUUUCAGGAAAUGGUAAUCUACCAAUAGUUUCGUAUUAUUUAAAUUACUGAAUUAAAUGUCAUAUUGUAUAAUCUUGAGUGUAUAGGUGGCGAUGAAUAAUAAUCUUGAGGGACUAGCUGUAGGACCAAAUAAUCUAAAAACUUUAACAACAACUU